Vicia villosa (hairy vetch) is the source of this 2312-nucleotide messenger RNA. RefSeq names its product phenylalanine--tRNA ligase beta subunit, cytoplasmic. Gene Ontology annotation, biological process: phenylalanyl-tRNA aminoacylation. The coding region runs from base 98 to 1906 and encodes 602 amino acids. NCBI's taxonomy places the organism in Eukaryota, Viridiplantae, Streptophyta, Magnoliopsida, Fabales, Fabaceae. Gene Ontology annotation, molecular function: phenylalanine-tRNA ligase activity; RNA binding; magnesium ion binding. The transcript has 20 exons. The record is from RefSeq and is a predicted model, not a curated record. Gene Ontology annotation, cellular component: phenylalanine-tRNA ligase complex; cytoplasm.
CGGGUUGGAAAAUUGCUUAAACGCACCAAGUGAAAGCUACAAGUUCCAGCUUCUCGCAAACGUGCUCAUUCAUUCACUCGUCGAUCAGAAGAACACCAUGCCUACCAUCAGUGUAGGGCGGGAUCGUCUGUUUGCGGCUCUAGGAAGAACUUACACGCAAGAGGAAUUUGAAGACCUGUGUUUCAGUUUUGGAAUUGAGCUUGACGAUGUUACGACAGAAAAAGCGAUUGUGAGAAAAGAGAAGCAUUUGGAAGAAGAAGAUGCUGAUGAGGAUGAAGAAAUUAUCUACAAAAUUGAAAUUCCUGCAAACAGAUAUGACCUACUCUGUCUUGAAGGACUGGCUCAAGCCCUUCGAGUUUUCUGUGGGUUCCAGGAAAUCCCCACUUACAAAUUGUCUGACAUUAGUAAGGAUAAAAUGCUUAAAAUGCAUGUGAAGCCAGAGACAUCUUUGAUUCGGCCCUUUGUUGUAUGUGCCGUAUUGAGAGGUAUAACUUUUGAUAAAGCGAGAUACAACAGCUUUAUUGAUCUCCAAGACAAGCUGCAUCAAAAUAUUUGUCGGCGAAGGACCCUUGUUGCUAUUGGCACUCAUGAUCUGGAUAAAUUGGAGGCUCCUUUUACCUAUGAGGCUUUACCACCUUCGAGUAUUAACUUUACUCCUCUAAAACAGGAAAGGAGCUUCAGGGCUGAUGAGCUCAUGGAGUUCUACAAAUCAGAUUUGAAACUGAAGAAAUUCCUGCAUAUUAUUGAGGACUCUCCCGUUUAUCCUGUUUUAUAUGAUAGUAAGAGAACUGUUUUAUCUUUACCCCCAAUUAUCAAUGGUGCACAUUCCGCCAUCACUUUGGAGACAAAGAAUGUAUUCAUUGAAUGCACUGCUACUGAUCUGACAAAGGCUAAAGUUGUUUUAAAUACAAUGGUAACAGCCUUUGCGGAAUAUUGUGCAAAUAAGUUUGUCAUUGAACCCGUGGAAGUGAUUUCUUCUGAUGGAAAAUCUCACAUAUACCCUGAUUUAUCUGUCUAUAAUAUGGAAGUUUCUCUAUCUUACAUUACAGGAUUGAUUGGAGUAUCCUUGGAGGCAGAAGAGGUUACCAAGUUUUUAAAUCGGAUGCAAUUGCAUGCCAAGCAAUCUACAUCUGACAGUAAACAGUGCAACUUUAUUGUGUCUGUACCCCCUACUAGAAGUGAUGUUCUUCAUCCAUGUGAUGUUAUGGAGGAUGUCGCAAUAGCUUAUGGAUUCAAUGCUAUUAAGGAUCAAGCAAUAGUCGAUAAUAAGGGGUCAAAGAGAUUAGCUGCUUCCUUGACACUACUUCCUCUGAAUGAGCUGAGUGAUCUUAUCAGAAAAGAGGUUGCAAUGAUUGGGUUCACGGAGGUUUUGACAUUCAUACUCUGCUCUAAAAAAGAAAACUUUUCCAUGCUAAACCGUAAAGAUGAUAAAUCCAAAGCGGUUAUCAUUGGAAACCCUAGAUCUUCAGACUUUGAGGCUGUCCGGACUAGUCUUAUGCCUGGCAUUUUGAAAACUGCUGCUCACAACAAGGAUCACCCAAAACCCAUAAAGAUUUUUGAAGUGGGUGAUAUAGCUAUUUUGGAUGACAAUGAUGUUGGUGCAAAAAAUCUACGCCAACUUGCUGCACUGUACUGUGGUGCUAAUGCAGGAUUUGAGAUUAUUCAUGGCUUAGUGGACAAAGUAAUGGAAAAGAAUGGGAUUACCUUUGUUUCACCUGGUGAUAAAUCAGGGUAUUAUAUUGAGCGGUCAGAUGAGCCCGAGUUUCUUGCUGGUAGACAAGCUAGAAUUAUUUACAAGGGAAAGCAAGUUGGGACUUUUGGCAUUGUUCAUCCAGAGGUAUUAAACAACUUUGACAUUCCUGAUCCCUGCUCCUUUGUUGAACUCAACAUUGAAAGUUUCUUGUAAGGAUUAUUUGAAGCAAAUGUAGCCAUUGUCCCCUGGAUAUUAGUGUAUUAUUCAUUCAGCCUGGGAGUCGAAAUGCUCAGCUGGUUAGGCUUUCACACUCUUUUUUGGAGAUUUAGAAGUACUAAAUGGGGAGCAGAAUGUAACUUGUAUGCCCCAGGAUUAGGGGUAUUUUGUUGAUUAUUAAAUUGUAUCAUUUUCUUUAGUUAAGUUAUUACAUUUCAUGUGUUUAGAACAUCAGAAGCCAUAAACUACCUGAUAAGGGAUGAUUCUACUUGUAGAGCUAUUGUUGAAGACAAUUUUGUCCUUAAAACCGAGAGAGAUGGAUAUCACUUGUAAUUUUUGCCAAUACAGAACAUGAGCAGUCACAAGUUACAAGCUAUAUUUCAAACAUUCUGUUAUACUUCAA